This is a messenger RNA of Alosa sapidissima (American shad), 3580 nucleotides long. RefSeq names its product RAB43, member RAS oncogene family (gene rab43). The transcript has 3 exons. Lineage: Eukaryota; Metazoa; Chordata; Actinopteri; Clupeiformes; Clupeidae. Bases 227 to 853 code for a protein of 208 amino acids. Gene Ontology annotation, molecular function: GTP binding; GTPase activity. The record is from RefSeq and is a predicted model, not a curated record. Gene Ontology annotation, cellular component: trans-Golgi network.
UUAGCCUCAAAUUUUGAAAAGGGACAGACAGGCACGGCGCUGGGAUACCUAACAAACUGUGCUGUCAUUCGUCCCUUCCGCGUUGGCAAUUCCGCAGGUGCUGAUUUAGAUCCACGUCAGUUUUGCUUUUAGAACUAUAAACACAGAGCUAACGACCACUGAGACGGCACACAUGCAAUAGCCGUCGGACAUACGUCUAGUCAGAAAUUUACAAGCUUUUGCAAACAUGUCAUUGCUUGAUUCUGAUGACAGCUAUGACUUCGUCUUCAAAAUUGUUUUAGUCGGAGACGUUGGCGUCGGCAAAACUUGUGUAGUGCAACGAUUCAAGACUGGGAUCUUCAUCGAAAGACAGGGCAACACUAUUGGAGUGGACUUUACCAUGAAGACUGUGGAUAUUCAAGGAAAAAGAGUCAAGUUGCAGAUCUGGGACACAGCAGGGCAGGAGCGAUUCCGCACCAUAACGCAAAGCUACUACCGCAGCACCAACGGUGCCAUCAUCACCUACGACAUCACCAAGAGGCCCUCCUUCCUGUCCGUCCCCAAGUGGAUGGAGGACGUGAAGAAAUAUGGCGGCUCCAAUAUCGUCCCACUGCUAGUCGGUAACAAAUCUGAUUUGAGCGAUGUGCGUGAAGUCCCAUUCGAGGAGGCCCAGUCCAUGGCUCACCAGUUGGACUUUAUCAGCGCCAUUGAGACCUCAGCCAAGGAUUCUACUAAUGUGGAAGAGGCCUUCAACAAAAUGGCCGCUGAACUAAUUCUCAGACACGGGGGUCCCAUGUUCAAUGAGAACGUGACUGACAGCUUCAAGCUCAACAGCAAGGAUGUGACUGCAGAAGGCUGGGGCUGCAGUUGUUGAUGCCUGAAGACAGACACCGGGUUGAUCUUUUUCAUUAUCCGACUGGAACGUUUUCUUUUGCCAGUCUUUUAAGGCACACCAUUCGAGUUCCUGUAAGGGACAUUUUUUUUUCUAUUCUCCCAGGGACCAGUAGUGUUAUUUUUUAAUUUAGCAAUAAAUACUUUUUACUGUAGAGGCAGAUUGAUCACAGUCGGCCCUCAGAGGGAAUUCUUUCACCAGGAAAAGCUCAGGAGAAAGAAAGUAGUGGAUCUUCAGCUUACAAACCCUGACCUGUGUGUGCAGACGGUUUGGCAUGUAACGAAAAGGUCUUUCAGAAUGUUCUUAAGCAAGUUUGAAUCACAUGUCCAGUAAUGGACUAGUCUGGCUAAUGCAUUCACAUGUCUCAUUUAUUGAAUGUGGCCCUCACAGUACUGGCAGUUAGAGUUGCUGAAGUGUAGUGACUGCUGCUGCCUAAAGUAAUGAAACAUCUUCAAAUGUUACAUUUUCAACUAGUUUUCUUGCAUUCAUUUUGUUUCCAUAAAAACAAAAUUGCCACAGCAAGGAGUACUAAUAGAAGAUAGUAGUCAUCUCAGACUGAGUGCAUAUUUACAGAGCUAUUGACAACAAUUCUGGUUGUUUAAAGUCUCUCAUAAACACUGACGCAGGUAAACCCUUACACACACUAUAUUACUGACACACUCCAACAAAACCGGGCAGCGUUUCUCUUCAUUGCUCUCAUUUGUUAUUUUACCGCAUAUCAUUUAGGUUGUGUGUGUGUGUGUGUGUGUGUGUGUGUGUGUGUGUGUGUGUGUGUGGGGGGGGGGGGGGAUUCUGGUAUGGCGUGACCAAUAAUGGAAAUAUUGACCAACUGGAUUUUUUUACAUCUCACAGAAUGAACAACAGAAACAGGAAAGAACAUAACAUUAUUGUUUAUUGUUUAUGAUCAGUGCCACAAAAAAGUCUGCCGAUGGUGAGCCUCAUUCUGAGGGUAAUCCUGGGGGAGGGGUGGGGGCAGUUGAGUCUCUGAUUCUUUGGCCUUCUGAUUGGUGGCCUUUUGGCUUCUGCUGCUGUGGCCAGGAUGUGAUGUCAUAAAGGCCCCACAUGUCGCUUGGCUGGAGGAGAGCAGAGAGCCCUCUGCACUUUGGUAUUUGUGUAUCUCUUCCCCCCUCCCUCCCCCCCUGAGUAUAGAGGGAGAGAGGGCUGUGUGUUUGGAUCAGCUGGAGACCAGACAUCCACACAGACAACACUACUGUGGUGUUGCUUUCUGAACCAAUGCUGUGAAGCUCCCUUACUGGGCUGUGUUGUUUUUGGAGUGUGUGAAGGAAAAAGCCUUUUAAAUAGUUUUUUUUAUAUAUAUAUAUAUUUAUAACUGGCAUGUAAAUGUCAACUGCCACUUCUUACUACACACACACACACACACACACACACUGUAUAUACAGAGAGGGAGAGAUAGAGAGAUGGUGGAAUGAUAUAUUACUUAGAUGUGUAGUUGGCUAUAAUUUGUUCAGAGGAGGCGAUCAUGUGAUUUGAGUGGUAUGGAUGUAUUCAAAGCCACUGAGCAUGUGUAUUCUGAAAUCUGAAAGUGUAAGGAAGUUUGUCUGUGCACAGACAAGGAUAUAUUAUGUGUAUCAGAGCCACUGGACUAGUCAUUUUCUCCUAAUAAUCUGUAACAUGGUUUGAGUAGUGACCAGAUGUCCAUUUUAUUUCCACGGACAGUCCAAUGUUUCAGUUCAUGUAUGUCGAAAUGCUAGAUAUUGUUUCACAUUUCCAAGGCAAUGAUAUUUGACUGCAUACUGUGAGUGUAUGUAGUUUUUGUUUUUUUAAUGAAAGUACAAAACAACUUCAUGAAUUGAGAUUGCAACGUUAUGCAUUGUAAAAUAGCCUAUUGAAUUUUGUCAUCUUAGUUAUUUAGAGGAUUUUAAGAAGGUAGGCUAUGUGAGGGAUACAUAAGCAGAUGUGUAUUGUUAUAAACUUCCCUUAUACUCAUCUGAUAAGUCUGCAGACCAGCCAUUCUGCUGGGGUUCUCUUCAAUCAUACUUGGUGUCGUUUCUGUCGGGAGGCAUUUAUGGUGUCGUUUCUGUCGGGAGGCAUUGUUGAAGCACUUUUUUCCAGUGUUAACUUGAACUGCAGUGAUCCAUAUCCAGCCUUGAAAAUAUUACCACACACAGUACAUUCAUCACUCGUUAGUGAAAACCAACCUUAUUUAGGUACAUGGCAUCAUUACAUUUAGUUAAUUAUGGUACCAGAGCCUGGAUUUUAGUUGACUAUUCUAGCUAAUUGGUAUUUGAAAAGCACAUAUUCAGGUACUGUAAUUCAGGACUCAGUACAACUUCUGAAUGUUUCCAGUGAUUCCAAGUGAGAAGGCCUUUGUGAAUGAUGGAUUUUUAUAUUGACCUUCAAAGAUUUGUAUUCACUUUUAUUAAAUUGGAAGAGAAAGCUGUCUGAUUGAAAAUGCCUUCUUGUUACCCAGGACAGAUCUGUUUCUUGGAUGCUAUGUACUAGGAUGUGACCUUGGUUAAAUGUAUAUGAAGGUUGGUUCUAGAGGUUUUGAGUGCCUUAAAAUAAUUUUGAUAUCAAUAGAAAACAAUUACUGAUAGCAAUAGCCAUAAGACAUGUUACUAUGCAUUAUCUGAUAAUACUAUGACACAAGUUAUUGUUUUGAAUUCUGUUUGUAAUCCUUUUAUGUUUUGAGUAAUUUGAUGCUCCGAAUGAUCUGUUCAUAUUGAAUAAAACAUAAUAUAAAUAAUU